AUGUCAAGUCUUCUUCCAUCAUCAACAUCUCAAAUUAAUGCAAAUAUUAAUAAUGGUAAUAGUACAAUGCAACGUUCAGCAGUCAAUAAUGCAGCAGCAGAUGCAUUACGAAAAAAAAUGCAACAAUUACGCGAUGAACUUGAAUUAAUCAAAGAUGAUUUAGAACGUGCACGUAAAGAUUAUGAAAAAGAACGAAAUGCACGAGAAAUUGCUGAAGCUGAAGUUAGUCAAUUAGCACGUAAACUUCAUUCAUUUGAAGAACAACUUGAACGUACAGAAGAACGAUUAGUACAAACAACAACUAAACUUGAUGAAGCAUCGCAUACAGCUGAUGAACGAGAACGAACAAGAAAAAUGUUAGAAAAUCAAUUAAAUCUUGGAAGUGAUCGUUCCGAAAUGCUUGAAAUUCAAUUAAAAGAAGCUCGUGCACUUGCUACUGAAUCCGAUAAAAAAUAUGAUGAAGUAGCACGAAAACUUUUAAUACAAGAAAAUGAACUUGAAAAAGCUGAAGAUCGAGCUAAACGAUCAGAAAUGAAAUGUGUUGAUUUAGAACAUGAAAUGAAAAAUCUUCAUCAUCAAUUAAAAUCAUUUUUAGCACGUAUUGAUGAUGCUCAAACUAAAGAACAAAGUUAUGAAGAUCAAAUUCGUCGUCUUUCUGAACAUUUAAAAGAUGCUGAAACACGUGCGGAAUAUUCUACCAAACAAGUACAACGACUACAGCGUGAAGUUGAUCUACUUGAAGAAGAACUACAAGGUGAACGUGAUCGUUGUAAAAUUCUACAAAAUGAAAUGGAACGUUGUUUUUCUGAUUUACAAUUACUUUAA
This is a messenger RNA of Adineta steineri, 825 nucleotides long. NCBI's taxonomy places the organism in Eukaryota, Metazoa, Rotifera, Eurotatoria, Adinetida, Adinetidae. The record is from the annotation of a GenBank genome assembly.